AGCAUUUUUGAGAACCGCUUAUUUUGCUCUUUUCAGAACAGAAGAUUUCAUGAAGUCUCCUUUAUCUACAGUUCGAACCAUUUGUAAAUUACAAAGCCUCAAUUUGGCAUCUGAAAUCGAACUCAUUAUUGCUGCCUUCAAGUGGGCAGAACAUCAAAAUACAAGCAGCAGAAGAGCUGCCAUUGAACCAGUGCUCAAGUGUCUUAGGUUCCUGAUAUUGGAAGCCAAAGAUUUCAGCAACUUAUUGAACCAGUAUCCAGACAUAUUUACAUCACAUGAAGCUUUGCAAAUCAUGAUGUAUCUUAGUAAUCCUGGUAAAGGUAUAGAUAAGCUUCCAUCUUGGUGUAACAAAGGAACUAACCGUUGUUCAUAUGUGAAACCACCAGUGCCUUUAGUCGGUCCAUUUGAUACAAAAAUACCAUCUGGGAAGAAGAAACUUGAAAUUGCACUGAGACCUUUUUAUUCGCAGAACUUCUUAUCUAGUCUAAACUGUAACUUAGAGAUUAAAUGCAAAAGUGGAAAGUUUCAGAUUAUUGGACUGAAAUUGCUUUUUCAAGAGCCUAUAACGAAGCGGAGUCAUAUCGAUACUUUGACAAUCACGGUUGUAGUUAAACCAACCAAUUUCCGGUAUAAAGAAAUAUUAAAAAUCACAGACUCCAAAGAAGUCGAGUUUACUUUUCAGAAAGGGAUACUAUUCUCUCAAGGUCAAGUGGCAUCUAUUCAAGCUUCAGCAGAGAAUGCAGAAUUUUAUAACUUUCUUCAGUUCGAUGAAGGAAACUUACCGCAGGUUGACCCACGAUUUACAUGUUCUUUAGGAAGUAGCGCUAAGGAUAGUAAACUGUUUUUUAUUUAUGAAGUUUUUUAUGUUGAACAUCCUUUUAGAAGGCCUCCUAGCAGACGAACCAAUUGGUAAAUUAUAUAUUUUUUUUCUCCUACAUAACAUGUAAUAUGCAGUAAAUAUUCCAAACAUAUACAUUCUAAAUUUUGAUUUCAUAGGCAAUAAAAUGUAUGUGAUGAAGGAUAUACUGGAAAAUAUGUAUAGGUCCAUACCUGGAAAAUAUGUUUUAAUAACUUAUUACAGACUUUAAAUUUGUCUUUAUUCUUUUUCGUUCCGUAUUUUUCUAAUGUUUUUAAAAAGUUUUCUUUUUCUAUGGCUAAGAUUUCAAUAAUUCAUGGUACAACACUUGUUUGUAAUACAUCUACAUGAAUUAAAGCUAAAUAAAUAUGUAUUAUUUUGGA
Molecule: messenger RNA, 1239 nt
Organism: Stegodyphus dumicola
Lineage: Eukaryota; Metazoa; Arthropoda; Arachnida; Araneae; Eresidae
Product: BTB/POZ domain-containing protein 6-like
Biological process (GO): neurogenesis
Cellular component (GO): cytosol
Molecular function (GO): protein binding
Source: RefSeq, a predicted model, not a curated record